This is a messenger RNA of Ostrea edulis (European flat oyster), 8314 nucleotides long. Its product is annotated as mitogen-activated protein kinase kinase kinase 15-like. Gene Ontology annotation, biological process: MAPK cascade; protein phosphorylation. Gene Ontology annotation, molecular function: ATP binding; protein kinase activity. Lineage: Eukaryota; Metazoa; Mollusca; Bivalvia; Ostreida; Ostreidae. The transcript is spliced from 41 exons. The record is from RefSeq and is a predicted model, not a curated record. Bases 271 to 4338 code for a protein of 1355 amino acids.
CCAAAAAAGGAGGUCAUAUUGGGAAUUUGUUUUGAAUUAUAUUAUUGCUACCCGUUAUUAAAGAAACAUGAGCAUGGCUGUUUUACUUCAGGAACUCGGAACGUAGUAGGUAAGAGACAUUGCACCACCUGUCUUGUUUAAAGCAUAACGAUUAUGUGGAGAAUUGUCUGGCGAUGGGCCCAAUGAGCAUGCACGUUUGUGAGCCAUUGCUUAGGCGAGGAAAAAACGUAUGUCCGUGUGUCCGUCUGUGAUCAUAGUGCUGCUGUUGUGAUGUCACCUUCAACAAAGGGGAUGAAGGUGGUAUGUAUUAUAGACAGCUGGGGCCGCGUGAUGCCUCAUGGAGGGGACUCUAAGGUAGCUACUUCCACUCCUGGAACCCUUCAGGAAUCUCGACAGCUGGCUUUGUGUGUGUUACAGAAAGUUUGUCAAAGCUUGGAAGCUGAGCUGGAGAAUGUUCAGUUUGAGAAGCUGGACUUUGGUGAGACGUCCGUGCUAGACCUAUUUUACAAUGCAGAUGUAGUCAUUGUGGACAUGAGCAUUCCGAUCCAGCAGUCAGCGCUGUUUUACCACAUCGGAGUUCGACAGAGCAUGGAGAUGAAGUUCAACAUUGUCCUCCAUUAUGAUGUGGAUCCAGAGCAGUCCCUGGCACUGAGGUUGUCCUGCAGUAACAAUGUCCUGUUUUUCCCGUACCUUGUGGACAGCAACAAGACCUGUGUGGUGGUAGAGAAUUCGACCUUGCCUCAGAACUGCUGUGUUCACCCAGAAAAAGGCCAACAAUCACUUUUCGUACAUCUGAAGAAAAAACUCAGCGAGAUGGAAAAAGAAAACACGGUGCACAUUAAGGAGAGAUUUCUGAACGAUUUACGGAAGGCCAGGGACCAGUACAAAGGAGAAGAACUAGCAAAGGUUUUGGACGCCAUGAGGACACGCUUGGAUGACCCCCAGCUCUUGUGUGUAGAUGUUGUCAUGAAUAUGCUAAUUUCCCUGAGAGAAACACAGAAUUAUGAUGCCAUGGCACAGUUAGUAGAAGACUUGGAGCAGAUUCCUCAAAACAAAAUCACGGGGCAGUUCUGUGUCAUGUAUCUCUACGCCUUCGCUCUGAACAGGAGAAAUCAAAAUGGUGACAGAAGUAAAGCUUUAAAAGUUAUUCUAGAGGCGAUUCGACAGACAGACAACCCUAGUCCUGACAUGCUGUGUUUGUGUGGGCGGAUAUACAAAGAUAUGUACAUAGACUCUGAUUACACUGACCGAUCCAUGCUGGACAAUGCCAUUGAAUGGUAUAGGAAAGGUUUUGACCGACAACCCAAUGAAUAUGCAGGGAUUAACCUUGCCACACUUUUAGUCAUCUCUGGGAAGGACUUUGCCUCCUGUUCUGAACUUCAAAGAAUUGGCCUCGUGCUGAACAACCUGAUUGGGAAGAAGGGCAGCCUUACCUCACUACAGGAUUACUGGGAUGUGGCCACGUUCUUUGAAAUCUCUGUCCUGGCACAGGAUUAUGGGAAGGCCGUCCAGGCGGCAGAUUGUAUGUUCAGAUUAGAACCUCCAAACUGGUACUUGAAAUCUACAGUGGGUAACAUAUCUUUAAUCAUGAGGUUUAAGAAGAAGACAACAAGUUAUUCCAAAGAAUUACAGUUAUUUAAUUUCUGGAUGGAGUUUUUCGCAGAAGCUUGUAAAACUGACUCCAAGGAACUGACCAGUAGUUCAUUUCCUGUGUUGGUGCAGGAGCCUACUAAGGUUUUAAUGCCGAGUUACGUCCAGAUAAAUUGGGAUGAAGAAACAAAAGAAGUGAGACUAUGGCACGUUUAUCCCGAGACGGAGAGCAGCAAAGACCAUGACUGGACGUUCAUUGCUACCUCUAUCAAAGGAGUCAGCCUGUACAGGAGAGACUGUCGUGCUGUAUUUCUGUACGUCCAGGAAAACUCGGAUGAUUUCCACAUCUUUUUUUCCUCGGAGCUCCAAAGAAGGGAAUUUUAUAACAUUGUGUCCAACAUGAUCAAAGAUCAGGUGGACAGUCAGGUAUUUUCGGAGUCACUGGAUGAAUAUGACACCAUCGAGUAUCAGUACGAGUUGGAUGAGAAGAACCAGCGUGUGGUUUUGGGUCGGGGGUCAUUUGGUGUUGUUUAUGCAGCACGUGAUACGAAGACACAAGUCAGGAUAGCGGUGAAGGAGAUUCCAGAGAAAAACACCCAAGAUGUGCAGCCACUUCAUGAGGAAAUCAAACUUCACAGUCGACUGAGUCACAGAAACAUUGUUAAAUAUCUGGGCUCGCUCAGUGAAGACGGGUACUUUAAGAUAUUCAUGGAACAAGUCCCUGGAGGAAGUUUGUCUGCCCUAUUGCUGUCAAAGUGGGGACCCCUAAAAGACAAUGAAACCACCAUAGCUUUCUACACAAAACAGAUAUUGGAAGGACUCAAGUACUUGCAUGACAAUAAAAUCGUUCAUCGUGACAUAAAGGGUGAUAAUGUUCUGGUCAACACGUAUAGUGGUCUGUUAAAAAUCUCGGACUUUGGCACAUCGAAACGGCUGUCUGGAAUCAACCCGUGUGCUGAGACUUUUGCAGGAACCAUUCAGUACAUGGCCCCAGAGGUUAUAGACAAGGGACUCCGCGGAUACGGACCUCCAGCAGAUAUCUGGUCUCUUGGUUGUACUGUCAUAGAAAUGGCAACUGGAAAACUGCCAUUUAUAGAGCUGGGUAGUCCUGAGGCAGCCAUGUUUAAAGUUGGAUUUUACAAGAUGCAUCCAGAAAUCCCAGGCAGUAUGUCAGAAAAUGCAAAAAGCUUCCUCCUCAAGACAUUUGAACCAAAGCCAGAACUACGUAGCAAAGCAGAGGAUUUGCUGAAGCAUCCAUUUAUUAUUGAGACUUUGGCAAAGAAGAAAAAGAAACGUGUGAAUGAAAGUGGGGAAUAUUUUCGAAGUAUUUCUAUGCCUGCUGGACAGGAAAGUCAUAUUCAACUCAAAAACACCAUACAGCUGCAAUUACCAAAGAAGAAAAGAGAGCCACGGUCACCGUCGUCCAGUAUCGGCAGUAAUGACACAAUGGACAUGGAUGAAUAUGAUGCCACAGAGGAGAAAGAACGAGAAAGUGAGCUUAAAUACCAUAGAUCCCGUAGUGUCCACACUGGAUUUCUGGCCAUGGACCGGGCAGACAGGAAAUUAGAUCUAGGAUUCCGUAAACGUGCAGGGUCGGACAGCAAAUUCCUGGAGCGUGGGAGGUCACCGUCACCUUUAACUCGAUCCCUCUCGCCCAUGGUCCUGGAGGGGCUCUCAUACAGUUCGGACGCCGGGAGCUCGGGGCUGUCUGGGAGCUCCAGCAUGAUGAAUUUAUCACCAGACAUCGGGGAGAUGGAUCACAACUCCCAUGAUUCUUCAGGACAUGGCGGAUUUUAUCUCCUGAGGAAGGAUUCGGAGCGACGGAUCACACUGGUCCACAUCUUAACAAAGGACAUGGAACAGAUCUGUGAUACAUGGCUGAAUUUCCUCCAUAAGGAUGCUACAAUCUCCAAUCCCAAACUCUCCGUGGAACACUUGAGAUGGUUGCUCGUCUGUUUAAAGAACUAUAUUUCAGACCCGAACUGUAAGCACUGCAUCAAGGAAACACUAGAACAACUCCGUCAAGCCAUGGAUUUUGAUGCAGCAGCGAUGAUGGAAAUACAACUAGCUCUUUAUGUAUUCCACGAAGCUGUCAGUAAGCAUUUGAAGAGUCACAGCAUUCAGCCUCACUGGAUGUUUGCCCUGGACAAUUUACUUCGGGGGGCUGUGACAGAAGCCAUCAUGAUUUUAUCUCCUGAUCUUGGAGCUAAUAUUGCUGGAGGAAAGGAAGAGGAAGUAGAAACGUCUGGAGUUCCGUCCACAAACUCGGGUAAAUCAGCAGCACUGUACCGGAGUUCUGCUGUCAAUGAAUUACAGCACCAACUAGAGAGUAUACAGGACGAAAACAUGCAGUUGCUACAACAACUGGUGGAUGUUAACAGAAUUUAUGGUGAUGUUCUGCGCAAGACCAUCGAGGAAAAGAAAACUCACUUAGAAAAUAUGCAAGCGCUGACCUCAAUAAACAGUGUAUCGUCUGUCACUGCCAACAGUAUCAGAGGCAGAGUUCCGUCCAUUCAUGAGCCACCUGAUGAGGCCUUGGUCAUAUGGCUACGUGACAGGAAGUUUGACGAGGACAUCAUUGAUACGAUAACACGGGAGCAGUUUGUGUUGAAUGAUCUCCUGGAGAUAGUGCGCUAUGAAGACUUACAAAGACUAGGACUCAGGGGUGGUGUUUUGUGCCGAUUGUGGCGGGUGAUACAAAGUCACAGGAAAGACCAUGGCCUGGAAAAAAGGUCAUCAGACAGGUAACAGGUCAAAGGUCACCAGACCAGGAGGUCACCGAUGAAGACACAAAUCCUGCCCAACAGACAGGUGUUGUUUCGUCAGUCCUUUCACUCAAGUGUGUCUCCCACAAUUCCAUUGUACAGGAUGUGACAUACAAUGGUCAGACAUUGUAACUCAAAGGAGGAUAUGUGAUAGCAGGCUUCUGGUCAUGUUGAGACAUCUCACAGAGAGAUAUGUGUCACAUGACAGUCACAUGACCCAUUAUCUGCCUUGUCACAGUUUACUGCCCAUGGGCUUGUGUUAUACGACUGUGUUUACAGAUAUAUAUGGAAGUUUAGAGCAUUUCAUAUUCCACCUUGUAUCCCCAUUGUUGUUUGAAACUUUUCAUUCACUACUUUCACAUUAUCCCCAAGAUGUCUGUUGUCUGUGAUGUUACUGUGAUGUUUAAGUGAUUGAGAAAGCAUUUUGAUUCUGUGAUCGGGAUGAUGUGAAUAAAUGGAUCUUGUUGAACGUGAGUGACAUAUCAUAAGAAAACAGUGUUCAGUAUAUCAAUGAUGAAGGAGAUGAUGAUAUCAAAUGUGAUAAUCAGUAUUAUCAGACUGUCAGUUAGUAUUGAAUGCACUUGUCUUAGCUUUACACAUUCAGGGUUCAAAGGAACAUAUAGUUUUACUGACAUUGGAGGGGCAUUUCAGAGUUUGUUUUACAAAGUUUUUAAUCAUCAAUCCCAUAAUUUACACCCAGAAAAUUAAACCGUUUAGUGAUUUUUUUUUAGAACUGAUAUGGGGUGUUUUCGAUUGCUUCAGUUUAUGUUGAUCAUAUCUAUCGGUUUUAAAGCUUUUUUAUCCUCGCUUUUAUAUCUGACUGUUAUGAUGUGAAGUUUUUAUUGAUAUUUUAUGAAUGGUUAUAUAAUUUUGUGAGAUUUUUAUUAGGGUUUUUGCUCUGUUUUUGUGUCAGUUGCAUAGCUUGAUUGACACACAUGUAUAUUUCUGUCUGUGUUGUAACACUGAUCAGGCCGGCUGUCCGGAAUUAAAUAUGAACAAUAAUUCGUCUGAUUUGCAUUGUCCCAUCUUGUAAUCAAGGAGAUGUCGACUACAUGGAAAUGUUGAGUAAAGGUAUCAAAGACACUUUAACAAUGUUUACACAAAUUUUGAUUGAAAUAGAAUGUAAAUGUGGUUUGGGAAUCCCUACCAGUUCCUGAUACUUAUGUCAAUAUAUGCAUAGCUGUAAUGGUUUGUGAAUAUGAACUCUGUAUCUAUUAACUGAAGUCAAUAUAUGUCAUUGAAUAACUGUUAAUGACCAAUAACCACCAUAGUUUUGGUCAUUCUGACGUUUGAUACACGCAGUGACAUAUACCGUGUGACCAGCAUGGCUGACCUGUUGUAAUAUUUUGACCAACAUUUUCCACUGUUUUCUGUCUCUGUCAGUGAAAAUAGUUUGUAUUAUAUAUAGGUAUACAUAUAUCAUAAAUGUGCUAGUGCAAUAUCUUUCUAACACCCAUUUGUGAAAAGUUUUUUUUUCCUCUGAUGAAUGUGAUAUUACAAUAUUUUGUAGGAAACUUCGUUUUAAUUCUGAUUCCUCGUUUUCCGUUUAUUUUUUUUUUUACAUUUGAUGAAAUUGAAGAUAUAUUCGCCCUUUUCAACUAUAGCGAUGAUGUCCUUUCUUUUGACCAUGUUUAACCCUAUAUGGAUAUAAAACAUGGUUAGGGUAUUAAAAUGAUAUUUAUAGAACUAUGGAAAUGUAGGGCAGAACAAAGAUUAAAUAUCUUAGCGGUGCUUAUUUAACUUCUUUUUUUUUUCCAAAUGGAGUUAGGUUCCAUUUCACCCAAGCUCCCAAUAGUUAUCGAAGGCAUGUGUUUGGAGUCUGUAAUUAAAGAUUAUUUUUUGUGAAUGUAAUUUCCAAAAUUGUGCAACGAUUCUUAUCCCAUUUAAUUCCCAAAAUCCUAAACUUCUGUAGAAUCCACCUUCCUUCCAAACUAAAAUACAGAUUGAUUUAGUUAAAUUUAAGACCCUUUUCAAUAAAUCAAAUGUUUUUCAGAGUGUGAUAAAAAUGAAGAAUCAGCUGUGUUUUCUUUUUAAGUACAGCGCUAUUAUUGUGUCGCCUGCGUUACGCAGUGGCGACAUAUAGGGAUCACUAUUCAUCGUCUUGCGUCGUCGUCUGGCGUCGUCGUCGUCACAAAAAAAUUUCUGUCACAGUUUUCUCAAGAACCACAUGGGGCAACUCCCUGAUAUUUGGCACAGAGCAUCAGUGUGGCCAACUGUAUUGUGUAAGACAUUUUCGAAUCUGUCGUUUAUGAACUUCCUGUUUGCCGGGACUUAGAAUUUUUUACAGCAAAAAAAUUUCUGUCACAGUUUUCUCAAGAACCACAUGGGGCAACUCCCUGAUAUUUGGCACAGAGCAUCAGUGUGGCCAACUGUAUUGUGUAAGACAUUUUCGAAUCUGUCGCUUAUCAACUUCCUGUUUGCCGGGACUUAGAAUUUUUUACAGCAAAAAAAUUUCUGUCACAGUUUUCUCAAAAACCACAUGGGGCAACUCCCUGAUAUUUGGCACAGAGCAUCAGUGUGGCCAACUGUAUUGUGUAAGACAUUUUCGAAUCUGUUGCUUAUCAACUUCCUGUUUAGUGACAAAAACCAUUUCAAUAAUUUACUUUUUCAACAUUAUACGUGAUAUAUUACAUAUAGAAUGAACUAGCAGGCGACACAUGUCUUCCGGGGAAGACUUAAUACUGCGUGUUAAAUCAUGUAACAGUCAAGUAUUUUCGCCAAUAAACUGUCCCAUUGAACAUUUUUAUUUACAUACAUUUUCAAGCGGUUUCCUAUUGUUCUAGAUACAGUCAACAUCCUCAGAACUAUUACUCUUGUGUAUUGCACGCUGUGAAACAUUUCAUAAAAUAUUGUACAGGUAUCACUAUCGAGUUUUACUUAUAUAUAUAUAUGUGUGUAGACAAUGACACUUGUUCUACAUCACAUAAAGAAACAUAAUUUGCAUUACAUACAGAAAGAAAUACAAUUUACAUUGCCUACAGAAAUAACAAUUUGCAUUGCCUACAGAAACACAAUUUACAUUGCAUACAAUUUACAACACGUACAGAUGUAUAAUUUACAUUACAGCCAGAUGUACAAACUGUUAAAACAUACUCCAGGAUCUAUAUCUAAUCUAGUAAUUCAUUUCCGGAGUAGACUGUACAUGACAACUUUUUAAUAACUAAUUCUAAAAUUAUGUGAGCAAGCUGACUCGAGAGAGAGAGUUGUGGCCAGGGAGACUUCAUCUUUCCUUUCCCGGUGAUUUAGUAGUAGGUAUAAAGAUCAUAGUUUAAUUUAAAAAUGAAUAUUGUUGGUUUGGAAUUAAUCACGGGGGUCAAUGGUCAAUCUGCUGUGCUUGAUGAAUAUGUACUGACUUUAUUGCGUGAUAAGUUAUGGAAGAACUAUGUAAACAGAGGACAUUGUCAAUGCUGUUGAUGUAAAUGUUGAGUGUGAUUGGAAGGUGUAAAGUGUUACUGAUGUGAUAUGUAAUUUUGAUAUUGCUGGUGCAAACUCUGCUCAAACUUACAAUGUCUAAUAAUUAAUCUGUUUAUUAGAAUAGUUAAUGAUAGGUAGGGAUUCGUCGCCAGUUUCAGUGUUUUAGUGAAAGUUUCUUGUAAGCCAUUUCACCAAACCUCCAUAAAGGUGUACUGUUAGAUGAUAUAUGUUUUUAUUUGCCGGAAUAAAAUUAUAUGUGUAAUUAUUUGUCAUUUCAAAGUUAUCUACAACAUUAUGUUGUUUCAGUCCGUUAAUAUGACGGAUCAUUUUAUUAUGUUUGGGAGUGAAGAUAUUGAUUUCUGUUAAUGAUAAGACAGUUUUAAGAUGAUGCAUGCAUUUAUGUAUUUGAACAAAUUAUCUAAACUUUACGAUUUGAUCCCCAUUUUAUGUUUGUUGCUACUUUUGUUUUGUUUAGAGUGGGAUGGGCAGGGAUUAAUCAUGAUAUCAUUGUGCUCGAAAAUGUAAUAAAAUCAAGAAUGAGUUAA